AGCGCGGGAAAUCCCGAGUGCAGCUGCAAUCCCGCGGGCAGCUGGGACCAUGGCCACUUCUUCGGUGUCCAAGGGCUGCUUUGUGUUUAAGCCAAACUUCAAGAAGAGAAAGAUCUCUGUGCCAGUAGAGGACUAUUUUAAUAAAGGGAAAAAUGAGUCUGAGGACAGUAAGCUUCGAUUUGAAACUUAUCACUUGAUAUGGCAGCAGAUGAAAUUUGAAACUGAGCAACUACAAGAGGAAUUAAAUAAAAACCUGUUCGAUAGUCUAAUUGAAUUUCUGCAAAAGUCUUACUCUGGAUUUCAGAAGAAUUUAAGAGACUGGGGCUGUCAAAUAAAACUCAGAGAAAUUCCAACUGCUGCUAUCAUUCUAGGUGUGAACGUAACAGAUCAUGAUUUAACAUUCAGAAGUCUAACAGAAGCCCUUCAGAAUAAUGUCACUCCAUAUGUAGUCUCAGUGCAAGCUAAAGAUUGUCCAGAUAUAAAACAUUUUUUACAAAAACUGGCCUCACAGUUGAUGGGCUGCUGUGUAGAUGAGGAAUCCAAAGAGGGAAGUAUUCAGGUCACCCAGAAAAAGAUACAUUGUUCAAUGGAUUCUCUUUCCAGUUGGUAUAUGAAUGUCACACAGAAGACAGACCCAAAAAUGCCAAGGAAAAAGAGGACUUCUACUAGUCAAUGGCAGUCUCCUCCUGUUGUGCUUAUCUUAAAGGAUAUGGAAAGCUUCACCACAAAAGUACUCCAAGACUUCAUAAUUAUCUGCAGUCAACAUCUACAUGAAUUUCCACUAAUACUCAUUUUUGGAAUUGCCACAUCUCCUAUUAUCAUCCAUCGGUUGCUUCCUCAUGCAGUAUCAUCUCUGUUGUGCAUAGAACUAUUCCAGUCUCUGUCCUGCAAGGAGCACCUGACUACAGUACUUGAUAAGCAGUUAGACUCUAGAAUGAUGUUAGAUAAUAGUGAUGAUAGCAGGAUGUUGGCAAAGGAUGAACUGAUGACCAUUCUUCAGAAAUGUUUCCAGGUUUUUAAGUCCUCUUCUGAAAAGCAGCUUGAGAGCACAGCAAAGAGAAUAGAGGAGUUUCUGGCCCAGUUACAGAGUCUUGAUGGUGAGAAUAUAAUAUCUUGCCAAUUCUACUGGCUAUGACAGUUAUUUAAAUAAAAUAACAUGGAAAAUCCCACUUUCUGAUGUUUCAGAGAUGAAGAGAUAAAGUAGUUCAUGGUCAGUCAGCAUACCAACCCUCAGAAUAUAGUAUCUUGACCAUCACAAAUAAGAUGAAUGGUUCUCUUCCAGAUUUGGUUUAAACAGUGAAAAUCCUCAAAUGGGCAAGAAAAAAAAUUGUUCUCCCAGAUGGACAGUUUAGAGGACUUAUCUUUAAAAACAAAAAGGCAACAAGAAAUGAAAAGGUUGGAGAGAGUAGCAGGGCAUCAUAAUUAAGGACUCCUUUUACAUGUUUUUUCUUAAGUAUUUCAUCAAGUUCUUUAUAGAUUUCAAAAACACUGCAUAAAUCAUUUGUAAGCCUGAAAAAUUAAUAGCUGUGAACCACUUUCACAGCAGUGAGACUCAUUGGUAUGCUGAUUACCAAAAUAUGCAUGAGGUUGGCUGUAAUCGGAUUUAUAAAACCUGGAAUGAACUGAGGCAGCCUGGCAUUCCCCAGUGUUGGAGUCUUAACACUUUCCUUGAUUUUUGCCUGAGUGCAGGGGUAGCCUGAUUGUGUAUAGGUAGCCAUGUUCUGUUUUCUAAGGCACUAUGGAUUGAUGCUGAUCAUUCACUUUUCAUGGGCUCUUCUCUUGCUCUUGUUCUAGCACUAAAGUAUGGCAUUCUUUUGGGAAAACAAAACGAGUGUGCACCCUUUAUUUCCCCCUAUUUAGGGAAAUUGUAGUUUGGGAGGUUGGGGGAAAGAGGCAGCUUGGUAUGUAAGCACAUAGAUGGGACAUGGCAUGGUGAAAAUAUUUCACUUGGAAUGUCUGUAUCAGUCCUUUCUGUGUUUGGCAAGUGUUCAUCUUGAAAAUCCUUUACAUUAAAGGCAAAUGCUUUUGCUGAAAUCCCUCCAUAUCUCUCCACAGCUGCAAUGCUAGGUACCUGAU
Leptonychotes weddellii (Weddell seal) is the source of this 2076-nucleotide messenger RNA. Lineage: Eukaryota; Metazoa; Chordata; Mammalia; Carnivora; Phocidae. The record is from RefSeq and is a predicted model, not a curated record.